UUGAAGAAAAACACUAAAAUAUCAUUGCAAUUGGAGCACGAACAACAAUGGCUUCUCUCCAUCUCCUACAACCUCUUCACUGUUCCACUACUUCAUUCUACAGCAGAAAUCUACUUUCAAUCCCUUCUUCGACGUCAUUAAAGCCCUUAAUCUCCAAAAACUACAACCUUUCGAAAUCUCUGACAAUCCCAUUUGCUCUUACGGAAUCAGAUUCUCCGAAAUCCCUUGAACCCGAUCCCAAAACCCUUCUUCAAAAACUCUCUAGUUGUUUCGAUCUUCCUUCAGAUUUCUUUCAGCAGCUGCCGCGUGAUCUUCGGCUUGAUUUGAAUGAUGCCGCAUUCGAUCUUUCCAAUGGACCCGUCAUUGAUGAGUGUGGGCGAGAGCUGGGGGAGAUCUUACUAAAUCUCUCUCGGGCUUGGGAACUGGCAGACACAUCUACUUCUCGUAGUUUGGUGGGAAAGCUUCCUGAAGUGGAAAUUUCAUUGACGGAGAGUGCCAGAUCAGCCCUUGGGAGGCGUCUGUUAUCCGCUGGAAGAAGGUUCCAGGGCAUGGGACAGUAUGGUCAAGGUGAACUUCAGAAGGUACCUGAAAGAUCUCGAAUACCAGCGGCUUACUUGGUUGAGAACUCACAGAUUGCAAAAGCUAUGAUUACGACUGGAAAGGCUCUAUCAGCAAGUUCGCUAUCUGCUUCAACCAAUGAGAAGUCGAAGCCAGAAACUAGGAUGUUCAAGUUUGGAGAGCUUCAAGUUGCAGUGACAGCAGAGAAAGGAUAUGUUGGAGCUGCUAUUGGAUUCGUCUUCGGGUUUCUUUCAUGGCAAAUCAGUCAGGGGAUCCAAAACAUACCAGAGAGCUCAUUGCAGUAUGCAAAUGACAACGCGUUGGUACUUGCUAAGUCUCUGAGAGGAGCUCUUCUUGCCAUUUUCUACUCGUCGACUGUGCUGUCUGGCUUUGCAACGAUCGGACUUCUCCUACUCGCUAGGCAGCUUUCGUCGGAUAAAGAUUGAAACCCGAAACGAAGGAUAGGUAAAGGUACUCUGAUCUUUGGCUGUAAAUAUGGAAAAUGCGACCGGCAAGCAUGUCUAGAGACAGACGCAGAGGUUUCAUGGACUGAGAAGUGAGUUUGUGUCUGAACGAAGUACAUUUUCUUCUUUUUUCUUUUUUUUUUAAUUAAUACAGCUGAAUCAUUUUAUGAAGAUCACUAUGACCUGUGUUUGUGUAACGAUCACUAUGUUUGUUAUUUGAGAUUUUCCCUAAAAAUCGAAGGAAAGAAGAUUUGGAAACAA
Messenger RNA from Tarenaya hassleriana, 1283 nucleotides. RefSeq lists its product as uncharacterized. The transcript is spliced from 9 exons. Lineage: Eukaryota; Viridiplantae; Streptophyta; Magnoliopsida; Brassicales; Cleomaceae. Bases 48 to 1004 code for a protein of 318 amino acids. The record is from RefSeq and is a predicted model, not a curated record.